UCGGGGGGGGGGGUUUCGGACGGAGGGGGACUUUGGACUGAAACAACAAAACGCGCUCUCAGAUUCGCCGAGGCUGCGAAAGGAACCAGGCUGACUGAGAGGUCGUUGUUGGGUUUUUUUUCUUUCUACGCGGAUUAUCGAUAUUUGAUACUGGGUUUGGUUUUUUUUUUUUUAGCGCUUAAUUUUUCAGCCAGCAAAAUGUUUCCAGCGAUUCCGAAAACUCUGCUGGUGGUUCUGGCCUGUGCGUGUGCGGCCACGGCCGAAGCCAAAAACGGCACCAUGCGGCCGCGGACCUUUGUCAUUUUUGGCCAGUUGGGCACAGAUGAACCCAUAGGCCAGGAUUAUCUCUAUUCAGACAAGGACGUGACCAGAUUCAAUUCUUCUGCAAGCGGUCGGGUGAGCAACGUGAGCAGCGGGCCGGAGAUCUCCGAGGAAGCGCUGCUGUUUCUCACAGGCUCCGUGUCCACCAUCCUCAUGCCUUCCUUCUACACGCUGGUCUGCCUCAUUAGCCUGCCGAUCAACGCCUGUGGGGUGGUGGCCUUCGGUCUGAGGAUCCGGCCCAAGAAGCCGGCAGUGAUCUAUAUGUUGAACCUGGCCUGUGCCGAUCUGCUCUUUGCCACGCUGCUCCCCUUCAAGAUCUCCUACCACUUUGGCGGCAACAACUGGAUUUUCGGCCCGCUCAUGUGCAGUGUGGUCACCGCCGCCUUUUACUGGAACAUGUAUUGCUCCGUUCUGAUCAUAGCCUGCAUCAGUGUGGACCGUCUCCUUGCUGUAGUCUAUCCUAUAGACUCCCUGUCUUGGAGGAGGCCGCAGAACGCAGUCAUAGCCUGCGCAGCCAUGUGGAUAUUAUCCUUCGUCGGCACCGUGCCCCUCGUCCUCUCCAACCAGACCGUCCACCUUAGCCAGUUGGGCAUCACCACGUGCCAUGAUGUCCAGUCCGCCCAUAAGGUCAUCUGGAACUACAAGAUCUACUUUAUCACCCUGUGCUGCGCCCUCUUCUUCCUGCCUCUGCUCGUCACAGUGGUGUCCUACGCUCGGGUGAUCUUGUCGCUGAGCAGGGUCCCGUCCGGGGUCCUAGGGCGUUCGCGCAGAAGAAAAAGAGCGGCGGUGAUGGCUUUAACGGUGCUGGUGAUAUUCGUGCUGUGUUUCUUGCCCACAAACUGUCUGCUGGUAGCCCACUACCUGCAGUUUAACGAAGGUGUUAUGAAGAGCCAAGAGACCCCCGAUGGCUCCUACGCGGCCUAUCUGGUGUUCAUGUGUUUGGGGAGCCUGAACUGCCUCCUGGAUCCCCUGGUCUACUACUUCGGCUCCUCCCAAUGCCAGAGGCAACUGUCCAGAGCGCUGAGGUGUCAGAAGACUUCAAAGGGCAAUAGCUUCAGUCAAUCAUCAUCCGAUUCAUGCCGAUCGAGCACCACAACAAUUCUGAAAUCCAGCCGUGCACUGAGCUCCGAGAUACACGCUCCAGUUACCAAAGUAGACUCUUUCCAAACAAACCUCAACAGCCAGUACAAGAAACUACUGGUCUGAUAGUCCUGUCACAUUGAGCAGAUGUGGCUGCACGACUUAACUGACUCUCACCUGUGGUGACUUUUAAAGGUCAUGAAACAGCAGACCCCCUUUUU
Messenger RNA from Xiphias gladius (swordfish), 1622 nucleotides. Its product is annotated as proteinase-activated receptor 1-like. NCBI's taxonomy places the organism in Eukaryota, Metazoa, Chordata, Actinopteri, Istiophoriformes, Xiphiidae. Bases 199 to 1527 code for a protein of 442 amino acids. Gene Ontology annotation, molecular function: thrombin-activated receptor activity. The record is from RefSeq and is a predicted model, not a curated record. Gene Ontology annotation, biological process: positive regulation of blood coagulation; phospholipase C-activating G protein-coupled receptor signaling pathway; positive regulation of Rho protein signal transduction. The transcript has 2 exons. Gene Ontology annotation, cellular component: membrane.